Molecule: messenger RNA, 5392 nt
Organism: Haliotis rubra (blacklip abalone)
Lineage: Eukaryota; Metazoa; Mollusca; Gastropoda; Lepetellida; Haliotidae
Product: CCR4-NOT transcription complex subunit 4-like
Biological process (GO): protein ubiquitination
Cellular component (GO): CCR4-NOT complex
Molecular function (GO): metal ion binding; ubiquitin-protein transferase activity; RNA binding
Source: RefSeq, a predicted model, not a curated record
GGCAGCUUGCGCAAAAGAUUGCGCACACGAACAAUUUGUGUCUAGUAGUCAGAACCCGGUAGGAAUCGGAGAUAUUUUAGUGGCAUUUCAUACCAGUGCUAUCUACAAGCUGUGAUUUUUAACUGACAAUGGCCGGAGAAGAGCAAGUUGAGUGUCCUCUAUGCAUGGAGUUGUUGGAAAUAGAUGAUGUGAAUUUCUUUCCCUGCACUUGUGGAUACCAAAUAUGCAGAUUCUGUUGGCACAGAAUAAGGACAGAUGAAAAUGGGUUGUGUCCAGCUUGCAGAAAGCAAUACCCAGAAGACCCAGCAGAGUUCAAACCUCUCACAGAAGAUGAGUUAUCAAGAAUCAAGAAAGAGAGGCGCCAGAAGGACCUUCAGAGAAAACAGAAAGCUGCAGAGAAUAGGAAACAUCUGGCAAAUGUCAGGGUGGUUCAGAAGAACUUGGUGUUUGUGGUGGGACUAUCCCAGCGACUCGCUGAGGCAGAUGUCCUCAAGAAGCAUGAGUAUUUUGGCAAGUUCGGGAAAAUCCAUAAAGUUGUGAUCAACCAGAGCACUACAUAUGCAGGUGCUCAAGUCCAUGGUCCCAGUGCAAGUGCAUAUGUAACUUACACUCGGUCGGAUGAUGCUCUCAGAGCUAUCCUAGCUGUAAAUAAUGUCCACAUAGAUGGGAGGACACUAAAAGCCUCCCUUGGUACUACAAAGUACUGCAGUCACUUUCUACGGGGCUCACAGUGUCAGAAAUCUGACUGUAUGUACUUACAUGAACUGGGAGAGGAAGCAGCCAGCUUCACCAAAGAAGAGAUGCAAAUGGGUAAGCAUCAAGAGUAUGAGCAAAAACUGCUAGAACAGUUCCUCAACAGUCAAAAUACGGCCAAUAAUCAUACAACAAAUAACAAGAAAUCAAGAAAGAAAUCUAGUUCCCCUGUUGCUGAUCAGGUGAACAUCCCCCAACCAAAUCCCCCAGAGCCUGCAGUUGAGACUCAGCCCAAGUCUCAGCCUAGCCCUUCCACAGUGCAACCCCACCCAACAAACACUAGCAAAGAGGCGUGGCCUUCGUUACAGGGGCAGGACAAAGGGGAACGGAUUCCCAAUGGCAAUCGUCCGUCUCACAGUACAGUCAAUCAUAGUAAUAGAUCAAACACACCUCCCAAUCACAGCAAGGCGGUUGGAAAUGGCCGUAAAAGGAAUACCAAUACAGACAAUGAAACACGGAUAAACUCUCAUUCACCAGACAGGCCCCAAGAACUGACAGACACACCUAAUGACAGAGAACCAGCUCCACCCACUAUAUCUCAGAACAAUGCAUCCACAGUGCCCCGGCCUCGCCAAACCCUGCCCUCACAAUCCUCCCCCUCUCAACCCUCUUUCCCCAUGCCCAGAACCCAAUCUACACCUCCCCCUCAGUCUCAACCUGUGGCCCCUAUUGGCUCUAACAGGAAACCUGUUAUGUUUGAGAACAGUGCCAACGGUCUUUCAUACUACAGUGCUGGAGGUAGUGGCACAGCUUAUCCAUGCAACAAGCUGGUCAAGCCUUCGCCUCAAGUUUUACCACAGAAUGCUACAGAUGUCCCAGCGUCCGUGACGCCGCCAGCUCAGCCUGCCGAACCUCUGCCUGUGUCCAGCAGCUCAGAGUGGCAGUCAUCGUCCUCCAACUACACAUCUUACAGUAAUAGCAAAGACAUUCAAGAUGAUGAUUUAGGUUUUGAUCCCUGCGAUGAGUCUUUCAAAGGUUUGGCUGAUCUGAUAGAGAAAGAGAACGGUCUCCAAGGUACAGCAGCCACAACAACACACCAUUACACAAAUAUGCAGCAGCACCACCACAGUGGAAGUAGUCGGUCAGUGGGUCUGCAGGGAGGGGUCAUGCCUCCUGUCCACCCCCCCUCAACCCGGAGUCUACCCCCUGGUUUCUCUCUCAGUCACAUACAGCAGCAGCAACAGCAGCUGCAGCAACAACAGCACUUUCAACACAGACAACAGAUGCCAUUCUUCAGACAAGGUGUGUUUUCAGAUAUGACGAAUCACAAAAUGAUGGACUUCUUGCCUGGCUACUCUCAGCAAAGUUUCAGUCAUAUGCAACAACAGCAUCCCCAACAGCAUCCACAACAACAUCCCCAACAGCAACAACAACAACAGAACUCCCCAUUUCACAACUCCUUGCCAGAUCGACCUCUGCCAGGGCGUAGUGCGAUGUCUGCAGAACAUACUCACAUGCAACCUCAGCAACAACAACAAGCAGAUGUGUUCAAGAUGGAGGACAUGCAGAAUCAACUAAGAUCACUGUUGCCAAAUAUCAACAUCAGCUUUGGUGCUCUUCCACAGACAAGUAACAACACACAGCAAAGAACACAACAAACUCCAAAUUCUCACAAAAGUUGGCCAAAUUCCUGCACACCACAAGAGUCAGAUAGCCCUUGGCUGACUUAUGACCCUGCUAUAUUAUCUUCAGGGAAUAUUCAAGAUGGUAAUACAGAGAGUGCUCCCCACUGGCUAAAGUCAAUCCACCAGUUGACAGAAGUAGACACACCCAGCCCUAAUCACAGACUUCCAUUUGUGCAACAGUUCCCGUCAUUCUCAGCUGCCAGCAUGUGGCCCCCACAGACACACAACCCACCCCCGGGUUUCCAGGCUCCAAUCAGAAGUAACACAGUUCAGCACCCAGAGCCACACAAGAUUUCGGAAGGUCUUUAGUGUGGUUCAGCAACCCAUGCCGUGUGUAUCAUCAGGCCAGCUCAACAAGCAACACCUGAAACAUCUGCAGCCAGCUGGACACAUGGACAGACACAUGCCCGCUCCUUGCAUCCCUCAACAGAGGCUUCAAAUUCGCUACUUGCAUGGUGUACUUAGAGGCUUAAACCUAAGAUAACAUGCAUACCUUACAACUUCAAAUAAUGCCCUGUAUUCUACCUUUUCAGCCUGCGAGAACUUGACCUCAUGUGAUUGGCUAAUUACUAAGAGGCUGUUCACUAAAAUACUUCAUUUGACUGGUUGGUUAACUGAAAGACUUCAUUUGACUGGUUAACUGAAGGACUUCAUGUGACUGGUUAACUGAAGGACUUCAUGUGACUGGUUAACUGAAGGACUUCAUGUGACUGGUUAACUGAAAAAGCUCCUUUAAGCAGUUAUCUUUAAGCAGUUAUCCUGAACCCCAUAUCUGUGACCAGUGACCUGAAAUGUGACUGAAAAAAAAUCAGAAGUGUAAGAUGACUUACUUUUAUUGUUUAAUGUUGAAUCGUUGAUUAGGAUUAAGAACAUUGUAAAGAGGACAUGCAUUGUACAUUCUGUAUUUCUAUCCAUCAAAGUGGUUGUUUAUGCUGCCUUUAGUGUAUGAUGUAUUGUUAGACGUGGUCGAGUGCUGUAAAGCUGACACAAAAUUUACACAUGAGGUCUUGUUCAAACAGGUAUGUCCAUAAAGGCAAGUUUACUCACCUUCAAAAGCUGGAUCAAUCUUCAUGCAUUAUCAGUGGUGAUAAACACCAUUGCUUAAUGUGUUAAAGGUUACAAGAGCAUAACAGUAUUGUGCGCAUUAUGGAAAGAACUUUGUAUGUGCCAUUAAAAUAUUUUGUUAUUGAAUGGUGAUAUUAAUAUUGUAUUCCAAAGUAUUUUGAAUUUCUGUGGAUUUGCCCAGACUUAGUAAAAGCAGAUAUAUAUGUUUAAAGUAGUAUUGUAUCUUCAGCCUGAAGAGAAAAAUCUGGUUUGGUUGAUAAGGCAUCAAAGCAAACUUUCCAAGUGCAAUGGCACAUCAAUUAUAACACUGUGAUCUAAAUAUACACUGUUUCUUCAUGGAAAUUGGAACUUUUUUCUGAUGAUAUGCCUAUAUGUUUAUGUUGCAGCUUUUUUUUUUUUAGUUAUCUUUUUCAAAUCAAUUACAUGAAGUUUUAAUCUGAGGCUGAUUUUCAAACAUAGUUGAAAUCUUAUGUACACUGUAUGACAUGUUAUAAUAGAUUCCAAUAACUGAAAAUAUUGUAUGACAUUUUGCACGUUGUGGAACUUGGAACAUGUAUGUUCCCAUGUGGUGGUAAUGACUGAUCCACUCUGGUACCACCUAUUCACAUUCAUAUUUGGCCUCUGUUGUAAGAAUGCAUUUUUUCGUGACAUUUUGGCAAUAAUAACCUUUUUAUCACUUGCCAAGAAAUAACAAGCUGAUUUUUUUUAAAUAUUUUUUUUCGCAACCCUUGAUGCUGAGCCGAUUUUACUUACCUUGUGUAGAUUCUGUUUCUGUUAAUGCAUAUAGCCUCAAGUUUUUACUCUAGUAGGAGAAUAGGAGAUAUAUCAGUGAUGCAUCCUACUGGCUCCGUUCUGGACUUGGUGUAAAGUUCAAAUGAUUGAUGGCGUUGGUAAUGUUGAAAGUUAUGUGGGAAAAGUUUAUUUGGUGUUUCUUCUGUAAUAGGCCAAAAGGUCACCCCGCAGAUGACAAAUAUAACCUCUUUGGUCAUGAAGACAAGGCGUUAGACCUCGGAUGAGGUCUGUGGUUUUCAAUCCCAUCAUUGGACUCAGUAAUUUUUAUGGCCUGUACCUUUCGUGAUGAAUUUCAAUGGGUUUGUUUGACAUAAACAUGAAGGAGAAGAAUGUUCAUCUUGGAUGACAGUUGAAAAAAUCAUUUGAAGAAAUUAAAAUUUGAAUGGGGUGUUGACAUGGGUACUGAAAACUUGCAAUUUUGAACGGAGCCAUUUUGCCCCUUGUGAUGUAUGCAUUUGUAAGCUGGCUUUGCAGCUGAUAAUUUUUUUGCAUGUUACCAUCUUUUCCCAUAUGGAUUCUAGUGAUGCACAUAUUGUACGCCAAUCCCUUUGUAUGAUUCUUGGUCCGAAUAUGGCGUGUUGCAUAAAGACUUUAGAAUGCCAAGGAUGAAAUAUUUUUUUCAAUACGAGUUGGCUGACUCCUGGAAUAUUUUGACUUGGUAUGAGAUGAAAUAUGGACAAUAUUGAUAUGUAUAAGGGCUGUCUUGCUAAAUAUUAUGCUGUAUCUUAUGACAUUUCAUUGUAUAUGUGAUAUUAGUGGCCAAGCAUCAAGGGUUAGGGUUUCUGACUACUCAUAAUGAAACCAUGGUUGCCAUAAAAUGCUGGUUGCGUGGCACGCAUUUUACUUGAACUUGCGGGCUAUUGUCAGUUCUUGCUGGAGUUUUGGGUUAUUGCCUUAGCUCCUUCUACUUUCUGUGAUGAAUCUAUGGUCGCUCCAAAUGCAGAUAUGUUUAGCCCAAGUGUUGGAAGCAUACACGCUCACAACAGUUACUUGGUGAUAACGGCGACAUUUUGUUAUUAUUGAGAGUGCUGCAAAAUUCUAUCUGAUGGCCUGUUACUGACUGAUACUGAUAGGCCCUGAUUGAAUCUAAUUUAUGUCUUCUGUUGGUGGUAAAACUGACUAAGUUGUGAAAAAAAUAUUAAAAAUAAUGAAAUGAG